Messenger RNA from Thlaspi arvense, 2636 nucleotides. Lineage: Eukaryota; Viridiplantae; Streptophyta; Magnoliopsida; Brassicales; Brassicaceae. The record is from the annotation of a GenBank genome assembly.
AGAAGCUUCUAUGUUAAAUUCGGUUCAACAAGCUUCUUCCUUCCUGUCGGAAAACUAAGCUGCCUCUGGACCCCACGUCUCUAGCGAGGCGGCCAUGAGACGAACACACAGAGGCAGCGGAAGAAAUGACGACCGUCGCUAUAUCCGCCGUGACGACGGAAGUGGUCGGAUUCUCAAUCCGGUUGACGAUCAUCCACAACAAUCGGAGCAUCAGCAGGAAGACAUGACGACGACUGCCGCCACGGAUCGGUCGUCGUCUGCAGCUUCACCGUCUACUUCUCACUCAUCGCAAAGCCUCGAUCACACCACAAAAGCUCGCCGGAAUCCUAAACCGGGGUCUCGGAGUCGGCGCGGCCGUGGUGGGUCAAAUUCAAAACCGGAGGUGCAUUUCUCUGAACCGGAUGCUGCUGAUUACUUGGCAGAUGAGCUGAGUAGCUUAAAGCUGCAAAAGAAUUCGAAUUCAGAGGAGAAGAUUCAUGUCGGUUCUGGUGAUCACUCGAAUUGUGAGGUAUCGGAGGAGAAGAGAGGUGAAAAUGAAGAAAUCGCUGAUGUUGGUGAUGAGACGAACGGAGAUAUUAUGUUGACUAUUCUGAACGACUUGCGAUCUAGCGUCAGUGAACCGGAGCUAACCGAGGAGCAACUAAGGAUCAAUGAUCAAUUGCAAGAAGAUGAGCUUUUGGCACUGGGAUACAUCUAUGGAGAAAACAUGCUCAUCCUUAACCGGCACAAAGAUAUGCGAUACUUUCAGAUUCAUGUAAACGUUGAAGCUACGACUAGUGAAUACACCGUCUCUGCGAAGCUUAACUUACAAGCUGACUCAAGCAAAGAGUCUGAAGAUUUCUUGUAUUCAUUCAAGGCUCAUCACCUUCCUCCGAUCGUGUUGACAUGUUUAUUACCAAACGCGUAUCCGAGCGACUUACCGCCUUUUUUCUUGCUAAGUGUUCAGUGGAUGAGCCCUGACAAGAUCUCAAGCCUCUGCUCGAUGCUGGACUCUAUGUGGAAGGAACAGCCAGGGCAAGAAGUACUGUACCAAUGGACAGAUUGGCUACAGAACUCGUCGGUUUCUCACCUCGGCUUUGAAGAUGAUGAGAUUGUUCUUGGUCCUUAUGGCGUCACAUGUUCCAGAGACAAGCGUGCUGUCUCUGGAAGCCGUUCACCUGACGCAGACAUCCCUUAUAUCAGGAGCUACGACGACGAGAAACGACAUGAGAGCUUCCUCAAGAGCUUACACGAGUGCUGUAUAUGUUUCUCUGAAUCCGCAGGUUUCGACUUUGUGAAGCUACCGUGUGAGCAUUUCUUUUGUGUGAAGUGUAUGAAGACUUAUACGGACAUUCACGUCUCUGAAGGAACAGUUAACAAGCUUCAGUGUCCGGAUUCGAAAUGCGGAGAGAUUGUUCCUCCAGGUGUAUUGAAGAGAUUGUUGGGAGAUGAAGCUUUUGAGCGUUGGGAAACUCUUAUGUUACAGAAAACACUUGAAUCCAUGUCUGACGUCGCUUACUGUCCUAGAUGCGAAACACCGUGCAUAGAGGACGAGGAGCAGCUUGCUUUAUGCUUCAAAUGCUACUUCAGUUUCUGUACGCUUUGCAAGGAGAAGCGACACGUUGGUGGGACUUGUAUGACCCCUGAACUUAGGCUUCAAAUCUUGCAGGAUCGUCAAAAUUCUACUCGUCUUGGAGAUGAACAAAGGAGAAAGGAGAAAGAUAUGAUCAAUGAGAUUAUGAGUGUGAAUGUGAUAAAGCAAAGCUCCAAGCAAUGCCCUUCUUGCAAAAUGGCCAUCUCAAGAACAGGAGGUUGUAACAAAAUGGUCUGCAAUAACUGUGGCCAAUACUUUUGUUACCGUUGCAACAAAGCUAUCACUGGUUAUGAACAUUUCAGAGAGGGAACAUGUGAUCUGUUCCCACAAGAAGCGAUUCAAGAAUGGAACCAAAGAUUGAAUGAGCAACGACAAAUUGGACAGAUUCAAGCUCAGUUGUUUGCACAGCACGGUCAGUUUCCGCAGCAUGGUCAGUUAUGUCCUAAUUGCCGCCAGUUUAACGCAAAGGUGGGAAACAACAAUCACUUGUUUUGUUGGGCAUGUCAAGCACAUUUUUGUUACCUUUGCAAGAAAGUGGUGAAGCGAUGUGCUCAGCAUUAUGGACCAAAGGGUUGUAAGCAGCACACUGAUGGGUAAAGAGCAUGUUUUGGGAAGAUCAAGAACAGAUUCUGUUUUUUCUUCUUCUCCAGAGGUUUUUUGUUUUAAGGUCCAAAUGAACAUUGAUAGGUUUGAUUCAUGUUUCGACUUAGGUUUUUAUAUUUAUUAUACUAUGUUCUUGUUAUGUUUUCUCAUUUGCUUAAGGUCCAACAAAAAAUAUGAUAAGUUUGGUUCAGUCUUUGAAUAUCGAUAUGUUCUUACGUUUCCUAGAUUCGAUUCGAAUUUUGACAAAUUUAAAUUAAACCUUUUGUUGGAAGUACAAAGAAGAACAGGGAGGUUCCAAGAUUAGCAUGGUUUCUACGUAUGUGGCUUCUGUACAGGGCCGUGCCUAUGUAGAGUUAGAAGAAGCAUUCGCCUACAUCAAACAAUUUUAUAUAAAGUUUAAGAAAUUAUAUUUGUAAUUAUUUUUAUGUCAAAUAAUUUUAUACAAAGUUUAAGAAGUUAU